GAGCUCUGCAGGAUUUUUCAGAAUUAUGGAAGAAUUUUGAACAUAUAAAAAGCAAAGGCAAUUUGAUUUCACCUUGUGCGUCUGGCAAAAUGGAAUUAACAAAUGGAUUUUCUUAGCUUUCUCCCUCUUUCCUCUCCCUCUUACUCAUCAUUGGGGAGAAAAAAAUAGAGCGCACGAAUGAUGUGGAUUAAAACGCAUAAAUGGGACACUUCAGGAAAACAUCUGCUGAGAACAGAGCUCCAAGCAACUGACUGUGAUGGGCUGUCAAACUGCAUUUGAAAUACUCUACCAAAGAAUAAUGUCCACUUCUGACCUACUGUGAAGAACAAUAUUUGAUUCGAUCAAUGUUGCAGAUCUCCCCCGCGGGGAACUGCUGCUGAGCAAUAGGUGAACCCUCAGAAAAGAGCAACGGUGGACCAUGUGAUACUUGACCUUCACAGAGAGAACUCAGGUACACUCCAGAGGAUGUCAAAUCUGAUCUGAAGCCACCCUCGAGAGGAUUGCCCAGCUCACGUUUUGGUCGCCUUUUCUUGUUUUGUUUAGCACUACUCAAAAGACAAUGGGCCAGCAGUGACAGAACAUAGUUACCAAUGCUGGAUCUUCAUUUAUUGAGGAGUACCAGACAUCUCAGCAUGGAAUUAAAAGAGAUUUUCCUCAUCAGAGAGCGACUGUGAGAAACACAGGAGAGUGGGGGGGCUGUGAUUUGGACACUGGGAGCUGGGAGGAUUAGCUAGUGUGCUGCUAACCCAUGGUGGAUCUGCUGUGAGCAGGACAAGGGACUCAGCAGUGGAGGAUGUCAGCAGAGGCCGAGCUCCAGUCGGGUGUCAAAACCAGCCAGCGAAAGGAGUCCAGGAGGAUCAAAGGUCAGGACCGCACUGAGGCGGGGCUUAUCAAGCGUUUCCGCGGAGAUGGCGUACGCUACAAGGCCAAGCUGAUCGGGAUUGAUGAGGUGACAGCGGCGCGUGGGGACAAGUUGUGCCAGGACUCCAUGAUGAAGCUGAAGGGAAUGGCUUCCUCCGCACGUUCUAAAGGGGAGCACAAGCAGCGAGUCUUCUUGACAGUGUCAUUUGGCGGGAUCAAGAUCUACUGUGAAAGAUCAGGGGUUCUUCUGCAUCAUCACUCAGUCCAUGAGAUCAGCUACAUUGCCAAGGAUACCAGGGACCACCGGGCCUUUGGCUAUGUCUGUGGGAAGGAGGGCCACCACAGAUUUGUGGCCGUCAAGACGGCACAGUCUGCUGAGCCUCUCAUCUUUGACUUACGUGACCUCUUCACACUCAUCUAUGACAUUAAACAGCGGGAGGAGAUGGAGAAAAAGGCCCAGAAGGACAAACAGUGUGAGCAGGCAGUCUACCAGACCAUCCUUGAAGAUGAAGUGGAUGAUCCAGUUUACCAGUACAUAGUGUUUGAGGCUGGACACGAACCCCUCCGCGGCCCCCAGUCAGAGGAGAGCGUUUAUCAGGUCCCAACCAGUCAGCAGAAGGAAGGGAUCUAUGACGUCCCAAAACGGCAUUUCAUGACUAACAUCAACCACUUUGAUCUUUUCGGGGACAUGUCCACUCCUCCCUCGAUGCCUCCAUCACCUGCCAACACUCUGGACCCGAGCAGGAGCAGCCGCCAGCAGCAGCACACGCCUGCUGAGCUGUAUGCCCCGUUCAGCCCCACCUCUGUGCCAUCAGGUUAUAUGACCAUGGGAUCGGUGCAGGCGGCCCAGUGGGCUCAGCAGCCAUUUCCUGCCCAGGCUCAGACUCUGGCCUUCCCCGUGCAGGGGCCCCUUCAGGUGGCUCAGGUUCUCCCUGGUGGUCAGCCAGUCAUCUGGAGCCAGGCCAACAUUUUCCCCACCACUCAGCAGCAGUGGGCAGCCAUGGCAGCCUACAUGCCGGCCCAGACGGUGGGCGUAGGGGGCCACGCUAUCCCGGCUGCCAUGCUCCAAGGCUUGGUACCCAUCACCACCGUGUGCCCCCAAGCCUGCGACCUGUCAGCUCCCUCCUCAGCCAUCACCAGCCCCCAGCACAUGGCUGACCCCACACUGCUCCACAGGCAGCUUAGCCUGGGGAAAGAAGGACUUGGUGUUGACUCAGAUGCAGGCGAGGGCCCUUCAACAUCAGGAGCAGCAGGUGUGGGAGCCGGUGUUGCGUCAGCAGCGGUAAGCAGGUGUGGAACCCCAGGCCUCAUGAGCAUACCGGACACACUGGUCUGCAGUCAGCUGCCGCCACCUCAAACUGCUCCCACCCAGGAAGAGGAGGGUAGCUGUAGUGAUCUUGAUCUUUCUAGGAUGACGUUGAGUCCAGGUACAUCCACAUCACCGUCUACUGAAUCUCCAUCUACUCCAGCCCCUCAGCAGAGCUCAUCUUCAGACUGCCCCCCCUCCCAGGCUAGCGACCCUCCCACAGAUCACUCCCCUGUUGACCCAGAGGGCAACUCGAGCAACGCCAAGGAGGAGGAACAACCAGAGUCUGCUGCUGGGAGGUCGGUCUCUCCGGAGCCCAGCAGAGCUGCUGAGCCUGUGGAUGAGACUUGUUCACAAGAAGACAGCCACACAAUCAUGCUUUCUGCAGUGAUACAGGCGAGAGCCCUCAAUUCUCACAGCUGCCUACUCUUCAUUCUUCUGAGUUUGGUGCUGCUAAGUAAUGUUGGCCAAACAACUGCAAGCAAUGAGGACUCCAUUGUUCGAAAAACUCGAUCUGUAGAUAAUCCAGUGGUAGUUCAACCAGUGGAUUGUGUCCUAUCAGAGUGGACUUCAUGGUCACGCUGCGAUGUCUGCCAGAAAAAGAGUUACCGCUAUGCUAAGCUGGUGCAGCCAUCUAUGUUUGGAGGGGAGCCGUGCAAUUCUCAUGGCAGCCAGGAAGAGAGCUGUGAAGUUUCAAGCCGCUACACAUGCAACAACAUACCUUUAUGUGAGGGAUUCCUCUGCAACAAAACAGGUCGCUGUAUCCACAGAACUCUGCAGUGUAGCGGGGAGGAUGACUGUGGGGACAUGUCGGAUGAAGUUGGCUGCAGAAAGAUUACCAAACCAUGCAGGGUGGAGGCUGAAGAAUACUGGGGAAUUGAAAACCUUGCUAAAGGAAUCAACAUCCUAAACAGCAAUCUGGAAGGAGUAGUGCUUGAUAAUAGAUACUAUGGCGGUAGCUGCCAGCCUCAUUAUAUCCAGGAUGUCCCAUUCAGGAGGCCUUUCAACUUACAGCAAUACACACUAGAGACAAAAGGCACAUACGACUUCACGAUGCAGUCUUUUUCAUUAUAUACUGAUUACAUGCGCUACUCCAUGGAGGCGACUUCGUCCAAAACCUCUUUCUCGAUUGGUAUUUCCGUUCCAGGCAUUUUUAAUUUCGGGUUCAGUUACAGUGACUCUAAAUAUAAGAGGUCUAUUCAGAAGACUCGUCGUGCUUCUGGCAAAACCAACAGUUUUGUUAAUGCCAAAUCAGAGCUGCAGUUGGCCCAGUACAUACUGAAGGAAAACGAUUUGGUGCUCCACCCUGAGUUCCUGCAGCGUCUUCGCUCCCUGCCACAGGCUUAUGUUUAUGGGGAGUACAGACAGAUCUUCAGAGACUACGGCACCCACUACAUCACUGAGGCCACCCUCGGUGGAGAGUUUGACCACACCAUCAUCUUGGACAAGGAGAAGCUUGAAAAGUCAGAUUAUUCUUUGGAUGAAUUCAAGGACUGUGUGCAGGCAGGUGUUAAGGCUGGAGCGAACAUAUAUGGUGUUUACGUAUCAGUUGGAAUUGAAGGUGGAUCCUGUGAUGGCCUUCUAAAUGAGAUGGGAGAGGACACAAAGAAUGGCAGAAUGGUGGAGGACUUUGUUGCUGUUGUAAAAGGUGGUACCAGCAAAACCAUCACUGCUUUGCUGUCUAAGAAGCUUCCUGAUCCACACCUGAUGAGACUUUGGGGUGAAGGCGUGCGCUUUAAUCCUGCCUUAAUUCGUACAAAAAUACGACCAGUGUAUGAGCUGGUGACAUCCAAAGACUUCACCCAAGCCUCCAACCUGAAGAGGAGCCUAAGGAGAGCCCUGUCGGAGUACCUGGAAGAGUCAAGUUCAUGUCGAUGUGCUCCCUGUCACAACAAUGGAGUGGCUGUUUUAAAAGGCACAAGGUGUGAAUGUGUGUGUCCUUCUGGGUACCGAGGAGAGAGUUGUGAGAUCACUUACCGGAAAAAAGAUAUCGGUAUUGAUGGCAGCUGGAGCUGCUGGGGAGCGUGGUCAUCCUGCGGCGGGGAGACAAUGACGAGGACUCGGCAGUGUAACAACCCGGCGCCCAGAAACGGAGGCGCUGAUUGCAUGGGACUGCUGCAAGAGUCUUUUGAGUGCUGAUGUCAAAGAUCUCAAAAUGAUUUAUAAAGUACCUUUAAACAACAAAAAGAAGCCUUUUGUGUCUUUUGGCUGUUUAUAGUAAUAUGCAAAGUCUUUUUACUAUUUUGUUUCCAACCAGCCGGACCUUCUUAUAGUUUAUUAAGUUUGUCUUGAGCAACACCUUUCCAAACUUUCUGAGUUUAUUUUCUGAGGGAAUUAGCUUAUUUUAAUUUAAUUUCAGUCUAAUCUUGUGCCUGAAUAUUUUAAGAGGUUGUAUUGUUUUUUUGUUGGUUUAUUUGUUGUUUAUUUGUGUUUGUUUAGCUACUUAACACUCACCUAUUAAUUAUUUAAGCACAAUAGUCACCUCUAAUAGUAUCAAACUCUCACUCUGACAGAAGAAAGUUUACUACCUCUCUCACAAUAAAGACACCUGACGCAAGGGAGGAACCAGUAAAAACUAUUUUAACCCUUGUGCCAUCCUCAAGUUUAUUACUCUCUAGUAACCUUCAUGGCCCAAAACUGCUUUAAAAUUAUAAAACCUCCAUGUUUUUGUCUACUUUUUGUUUUCAUUCAAUCACUUAAAGAACUGAUGAUAGUUGACGAGUGAAUUGUGUGUGUGUGCUUGUGUGAAAUCAUUUAUGAUUAUCAAAAUGUUUCUUAAACGUUGAUCUGAAGGAAA
Melanotaenia boesemani (Boeseman's rainbowfish) is the source of this 4964-nucleotide messenger RNA. Its product is annotated as complement component C8 beta chain-like. Bases 794 to 4306 code for a protein of 1170 amino acids. The record is from RefSeq and is a predicted model, not a curated record. Gene Ontology annotation, cellular component: membrane attack complex. The transcript has 26 exons. Gene Ontology annotation, biological process: immune response. NCBI's taxonomy places the organism in Eukaryota, Metazoa, Chordata, Actinopteri, Atheriniformes, Melanotaeniidae. Gene Ontology annotation, molecular function: protein binding.